Phycodurus eques (leafy seadragon) is the source of this 1589-nucleotide messenger RNA. It is a transcript of the gene bysl, whose product is annotated as bystin-like. Gene Ontology annotation, molecular function: snoRNA binding. Gene Ontology annotation, cellular component: preribosome, small subunit precursor; cytoplasm; nucleolus. The coding region runs from base 131 to 1438 and encodes 435 amino acids. The transcript is spliced from 7 exons. NCBI's taxonomy places the organism in Eukaryota, Metazoa, Chordata, Actinopteri, Syngnathiformes, Syngnathidae. The record is from RefSeq and is a predicted model, not a curated record. Gene Ontology annotation, biological process: rRNA processing.
UCCGCUAUACAAGACCCUUGCACGUGUUUCGCUAAACUUCUGUUUACAAUAUUGAGACGAUUUGCACAUUAGUCAACACACGCGAAAGAGUAUAUGAACGUUUUUGAUACAGACUAAACCAACUGCAGUCAUGCCGAAAGUGAGAAAAUCUAAAGGAGGUGAGAAGCGAGGUGAGUCGGACACUCUGGUUGACCAGAUGCUACAGGCCGAUACGUUCCGAGGCAAAAGCCGGACGAAGAGCAGGGACGAUCGGAUUGAGAGCGAGGACAGGUACGUGGACGAACGUCUCUCCAGGAAGAUCUUGAAGCAAGCCAGGAUUCAACAAGAGGAACUCCAGUGCGAAUAUGGCCUGGCGCCGGAGAAGAAGAAAGCCCCCGUCACUGUUCUCGGUUCCUCAUCUCAGGAUGCAGAUUCAGAUGAGGAGUGGCCAGCGCUGGGAGCAGCUGGCGGUGGUGACGCCGACCCUGUGUGUGACACUGAAGUUGUGGUCGACCCUGAUGACGAGAAAGCCAUUGAGAUGUUCAUGAAUAAGAACCCGCCAUUGAGGCGCACCCUUGCUGAUAUAAUAAUGGAGAAGAUAACUGAGAAACAGACUGAAGUGGGAACAGUGAUGUCAGAAGUGUCUGGCUGUCCAAUGCAACAACUCGACCCCAGGAUAGUAGAAGUGUACAGAGGUGUCAAAAAGGUCCUGUCAAAAUAUCGCAGUGGAAAGUUGCCAAAGGCUUUUAAAAUAAUACCAGCGCUUUCAAACUGGGAGCAGGUCCUCUAUUUGACUGAGCCUGAGACAUGGACGGCAGCUGCCAUGUAUCAAGCGACGAGAAUCUUCUCAUCCAAUCUGAAAGAGCGAAUGGCCCAGAGAUUUUACAACUUGGUAUUGUUGCCCAGAGUUCGGGAUGAUAUUGCCGAAUACAAGAGACUCAACUUUCAUCUUUAUAGUGCUCUGAAGAAGGCCUUGUUUAAACCAGGGGCCUGGUUUAAAGGUAUACUGAUACCUCUUUGUGAAUCUGGGACGUGCACGCUCCGGGAGGCCAUCAUCAUCGGAAGCAUCCUUACAAAGUGUUCUCUUCCUGUGCUCCACUCCAGCGCCACGAUGCUUAAGUUGGCAGAGAUGGAGUACAACGGCGCCAACAGCAUUUUCCUGCGUCUGUUGCUCGACAAGAAAUACGCCCUGCCUUUCCGUGUACUAGAUGCCUUGGUGGCUCACUUCCUGUCCUUCCGCAGCGAAAAGCGAGUGCUUCCUGUGCUCUGGCAUCAGAGUCUACUCACGCUGGCUCAGCGCUACAAGGCUGACCUGGCCUCCGAACAGAAGACGGCGCUACUGGAGCUGCUCAAGAUACAAAACCACCCUCAGAUCUCAGCGGAGAUCCGCAGAGAACUGCAGAACUCUGAGUCGCGGGAUAUUGAAAUCGGGAUACCCGUUACCAUCGAUAUGGACUGAAAAUUCUUUGUUUCAGGUGUGCUCUUUUUCUGAGUUAAAAAAAAAAAAAAUCAUGAUUUGUUUAGCAUGGGGUAAAAUGUUAGUACUUACAUUUUUUGCCCCAUGAAAAAUCAGUUGAACACAGUACAUCAUAAGUGUUUCAAAUAGGACU